Molecule: messenger RNA, 1085 nt
Organism: Daldinia caldariorum
Lineage: Eukaryota; Fungi; Ascomycota; Sordariomycetes; Xylariales; Hypoxylaceae
Product: glycoside hydrolase family 61 protein
Exons: 4
Coding region: 85-771 (228 amino acids)
Source: RefSeq, a predicted model, not a curated record
GGCAGCUUCUCCCACCGGAAAUCGAUAACUCGUCCAACUCGCUUUCUCGACAUCCACAGCAAGCAAGCAAGCAAGCAAGCAAGCAUGAAGCCCAUCACGUUCCUGGCGCUGGCAGCCACUGCCCAAGCCCACUACCGCUUCUCGAAACUAGUCAUCGGCGGGGUCCAAGAAGCGGCGGAAUGGACGUCGAUCCGGAUGACGAAGAACUACCAGAGCAACGGCGGGGUGACGAGCGUCGACAGCCCGGACAUGCGGUGCUACCAGGCGCGCGCGGGGACGGGGACCGCGACCGUCGCGGCGGGGGAUGUCCUGGGCUUCGCCGCCAACGCCGCCGUCACCCACUUCGGCCCCGUCCAGUUCUACAUGGCCCGGGUCCCCGAUUCCGCCGACAUCAACACCUGGGAGCCCGCCGGAAACGUCUGGUUCAAGGUCGGCAGCAUUUCCGCCGUCCCGCCCCUGGGCUCCAGCGAGGCGACCUGGCCUGCUUAUAACAAGAAAGUCGUCAACGUAACAAUCCCCAAGAACGUCCCGAGCGGGAACUACCUCGUGCGCGUGGAAUCCAUCGCGCUGCACCAAGCGCAAUCCGUCGGCGGCGCCCAGAUGUAUCUCUCGUGCGCGCAAGUCAAGGUGACAGGCGGCGGCAACGGCGCUCCCGGCCCGCUCGUCGCCUUCCCCGGCGCUUACAAGGCUAACGACCCCGGCUUGCUCUGGUCUUACUACCCCGUCCCGACUACCUAUACUGCUCCCGGCCCGGCCGUCUGGAAAGGUUGAGGUACUAGAUUAGGUAGGUUUACGUGUUAGCACGCAUAGAUGUCGAGGAUCGGAUUGUGGUAAAGGUAAAAGAUUAGUUGAUGGUUGUGCACCAAACCAACCUAUCAUGUACCUAAUGUAUAAGAUACCUCCUUUAUAAACCAAUGAGGUACAAAUUUGCGAGUCCAUACGUUGUUAUGAGAAUAUGUGAGUGGUAAUACCCACUCAUAGGUCAGAUAGACAAUUGUGCUAUCAAAAAAUACACUUUUGGCUCAGCGGUGUAUUUGUCAAUCAAGAGUCUCAUAUGCUUGAACCCGUUUAAUGCAAACCAAAUC